Molecule: messenger RNA, 3176 nt
Organism: Schistosoma mattheei
Lineage: Eukaryota; Metazoa; Platyhelminthes; Trematoda; Strigeidida; Schistosomatidae
Source: the annotation of a GenBank genome assembly
GUUAUAAAAAGCUGUGAUGAAAUUUUAACACGGAUUUUCCUUUGAUAGUGUGUAUUGGGAAAAACGUAGCUGUUUGCACCAACUACUGAAAUUUAUAUUUAUGUGCACUUUUAAGCGCGCAGUUUGUGUGUGAUGUUUUUAUUGGCUUUAUUAGUUUUCGUUAGAUUUCUAUCCUCAUUGUCUUUAGACUUCAGUACUUCGUUAUCAAUCUUGGAUGGCGACUCAUGGAUUUUCACAAGUUCAAAAACUAUUUAUCUUGGACGACCUUUAAAGCUGCGAUGUUCAGCUACCAGUCCGGAUAAUAUAACUAUCAGCCGCAAGGAGUAUGACAGAAAUGUAACGACACAACUGAUAACAAAAUUCGGGAGCGAAGUUCAGUGGGAAAUCGGUGAAACUGGGUUCUCUGAAUCUGGUGUUUAUGAAUGUAUCUCUAGAGGGAUCUCAAAUAUACUCACAGUGUAUAUAUAUUCAAUUAUUGGGACAAAUGAUGUCACUGUGCCAACAAUAGAAUAUCUAGAUAAAAUAGGAAACUUUAACUUCACAAGAAGACAGCUGGAUGAUAAUACAUUUCUAGAUAUGGAUCGCAAUUGGAUGUCAUGUACAUGUGUUGUUGGGAGUGUAAAGUUAUUAGAUAUUGUCACUGUCACUUGGAAAGGAGGCCUUUUUGGUGAUUGGUCAGUUAACCAUAGCCAAAUAAACCAAGUUUAUUCCCGGAUAACAACAAGAGACCCAUCAAUUAGGGCCAUUAGAGCCCGUCUUCGACUUAAUUUGCCGCUCCUUGAUCAACGAAUAUUUGGUCAGUAUCAGUGUUUAUUUAGUUUUUCAAAGUCAGAAUAUGCUGUAGCAACAGUUCAUUUAAAUGUACCUCCCAUUUUACGUCUGAUUUAUGAUCCCCCACCGUUACCUCCGUCUAAUUCAUCUGGUCGUUAUACGUGUAUGAGUAGUCCAUGUCAAUUAUCAGUUCAUGAAAAUAAUUCAAAUUGGACAAAUGCUUGUGAAAUUGUUGUAGCUUAUCCGUUAGUAAAAUCUAAAAAUUUUGCUUGGGCAUGGACACAACCACAAUGGGCAGGUUACAUUAUAAGACGAGUGCAAGAAGUGGGCAAAGCAAAUGUACUUUCUGAUUUUUCGAUGUUAUUAAACGAUGGUGAAACAGACGGAUAUGGACCAUGGCAAGUAUUAGAGCGUAGGCGUAGAUUAGCUACUAUUGAUAAUGAAGUGAAGAGUUCUGAUCUAGCUAAAUCUGGCCCCAUUCUAUUUUGGUGUUGGGCUAAAAAUGACAUUGGAGAGACAACAACGUGGUGGCCUGGUCCUGUUGAAAAUUAUGGAUAUUCAAUUUGGUCAUCUGUUUGGUGGCCUUUACUUGGUGUUUCACUUGAAUUAUUAAGUUUAGUCAUAGUAUUUGCAUUUUUCCGUUAUUGUCGUCGACAAAGAAUUCGUUAUGGGCUAAAUAAUGAUACAACGGAGACUGUAGCUUCAUUCGGUCGUUCACGUCUACUAGACAUAGAUGUAGAUGGAGAUCAAGUUGAAAUGAUGAAAGUAAUUAAUCCUGCAUCUAUAACCAUUUCAUCAACAUCAUCCAAUUCAUCAUAUAAUUUGCAUACUCGUGGACCGAUACCUUAUAUACGUUUAUGUAAUCAAAAAAUUAAUCAUAUGAAGGAUAAACAUACCGCUAAUACUACUACUAGUACUGCUGCUACGGAUAAUCAUGGCAAUGAUAAUAAUAAUCAUGAUUUAACAAAAGCCAACAUAAAUAAUCAAGUGACCGGUGGUUAUUCAAAUUCUAGUUUAAUUCAAGAUUCAAUAGAUGCUGAAGUUGACGCUAUGGUGGUCAAUGUACAAAAAUUAUCAAAUGAACAUGAUUUAAAUGCUGAUGAUGAUUAUUUUUGGGAUUCUGAUACUGGAAAUAACGAUGAAGAUAAACGAAUUAAAAUAAGGAGUAAUCAUCAAACACUUGCUUAAUGUUAUAAAUAUAUACUGUACGUGGAAGAAAAAAAUUCAGUGAUCAUUUGGAAUGAAAAAAACCUCACUUAAUCUAACAAAAGUAUGAUUUAUAAUUCUGAAAUGUCUACAACUGCAUAUCAUAAUCAUGAACCUAUCAAAUUAUAGUUUCAAUUGAAGAAUUACUUCUCUUUAAUUCUAUUUAUAUCUUAAUGGAAUGUUAUCUGUCCAUUCAAAUAUAAUACGUUUCCAUUCAAAUAUUAAUAAAAUAUGUGUAUCAUAGUAAUAAUAAAGUUAUGAGGAAAUAUGAAUAUAUAUAUAUAUGCAUAUAUAACAGAUUAAUAUUGGUGGGAUUCGAUCCGAAAAUGAGGUUAGUUCAAUUAUGGUUCUAAAAAAUAAAUAAAUAAACAAUUAUUGUUUAUUAUUAUUAUUAUUAUUGUUUCAUUCAUUCAUUAUUGACAACGUUUAAUCACUAUGAUUAUUGCAUUUAUUUAAAUGGAUUAAUGAUUGUUUAUCUGUAUAUUUAAACUUCUUUCAUCUUUUAAUCAUUUCAUUAUAAUUGUGCAAUAAAUAGAGAGAGAGAGAGAGUAAUUAAUGUCUUAAAUAUUUCAUUCCUUAGGAAAAUACACUUGAAGGCUUAUGUUGUACAUUAUUAUUAUUAUUAUUUUAUAUAGAAUUAUGUUUUUUAUAUUUACAAGUCAUCUUGGUGUUAUUCAUUCAGUUGAAUAAACUUUAAUUUACAGUUGUCAACUGUAAAAUUCCUCUGCAUAUUUUAUUGUGAUAUUUAACAUGACUAUUAUUAUUACUAAUUGUUUACCUGACCUAAUCAUAUCUCUUAACAAUGAUGUUGCUUUCUCUUUGAUUCUUAUUGUCAACUAACUAUUUAUUGGUGUCUCUUUUUUGUUGUUUUCUUUCAGUUCUCAAAGUUUUAUCAAAUUUUUACAUUUUCAACUGGAUUUCAAUAAUACAAGUUUCAUAUGUAUGUAUAUUUGUUUAUGUGUGUGUGUGUGCGUCUGCAUUUACUUUCUUUUCUGUUCAGAUUAUGCUAUGAAUGUCAAUAAAACCAUUGGAAGUGAAUUCGUUUUUGAAAAGUUCUAAUUCUAAAUUAAUGCCUUGUUACAUAGUAAUUGCCCCCAAAUGCCCUGGUAUGGCCGAGAGUGGGGUGGUCCAGCCCUCCCUCUCGAAACGCUCUCACAUGGCCACGCGUAUACAGCCUCUGCCACGGAAGUCCUACUCAC